CGGAUUUCUAAAGCCCGCCCAGCGCUUCCUGUCCUUUCCUUUUCGAAGCCGAAGCCAAGAUGGUGAGUUGUGUCUGUUGUAGCGGCGGACUUUCAAUCCGUCGCCAUCGGUCCUCUAAACGGGCUAAUGGUUGGGCUUCUUCUGGCAGGGGAGGCACAGGACACCCUGGCGCCUUGUAUUUGGGAAAGCGGAUGAAAUGGGGAACGGGUUUUGGGGCCCGGGCCUGGUGCAGGCCUCCGAUGUGUGUGCGGCUCGCCCGCUUUUGGUAGGGAAUUCACCGAAUCGUUCUUUCAACUUACGCAGCCCAAGGGGAAGAAGGCCAAGGGGAAGAAGGUGGCUCCGGCCCCUGCCGUGGUCAAGAAACAGGAGGCCAAAAAGGUUGUAAAUCCUCUCUUUGAGAAAAGGCCCAAGAACUUCGGCAUCGGUGAGUUGGAAAAAGGAAUUGGGGGUUGGAAUGAUGGGUCUCUGCAGCCCUGUUGAUCCGUCAAGGAGCCUAAACAGAAUAGGAAUAAAGUUGCUUUCACGGGAAGUGGGAAAUACACGCCUGUCUCUAAAAUACCUGUGUAUGGGGAAUACUGCUGGUUUUGUUGCAUUUUGACCAGUUACUAUCUAUUUGUCUAUUUAUAACAAGUAUUUAUGUGCUGCUGUACCCUAGAAAUAUAUUGCUGAGGUUAUGCAACAGCAUAAAACCAUACAGUAAAAUCAUUUUUGAAGAAAAAUUAAAAGCAAGUUUAAAGCAAAAUAAUUUAAAGCAAGCAUCAGUUGAUCAUUGAGGAGGGAUCUAAUCUUAAAUGUCUGUAUAGGCCUUAGGCAGUAGCAAUUUUUAAAUUGAUAUUUCAUUGGAAGAAUUUCAUUUUUUAAAAAAGUGAUUAGAAAAGGAAAACGUGAACGAGAAUUAAAAAGAAAAAAAUACUCAAUUAGGUUUCUGUACAUAUUAAGACUAAUGUAUAGCUUUAAUAUUCUGUUACAAAUAUGUUCAUCAGUAACCUAGUAUUUUCUGUAUAAACUCGUUCCAAAUAUAUUUAUCCAAAGAAAGUGCCUCUAUAAGUGGUUGUUCAUGUGUUGCUAAUAUUGCCAUGUUAUCAAGCUAUUGGUUAUGGAGAAUUAAAACUAUUCUUCCAGUUCAUCAGUCCCUUAGCCACCAUUAGGGCAUGCAGAAUCUAUUUUUGCUGUCCCAUUGUCACUUUCCAUACAAUAGGUACAGGGGGAUAUCGUUCAAAAGUAUAUGCCCGUCUGAUAAUCUGAAAUUCCUCAGUAACAAAUUUAUAUAAUCCAACACAAAAUUUAGAGUGAAACAUUGUAAAAGUAUGUGUAUCAAAAAGCAUUAUCCAUAUUAUAACUGUAGCAAAAGAUGUUACAAAUUGGUCUAAUUGAAAGAAAUUCUGAUGCACUGGUGAUAUGAAAGUGAAUUCUCCCUUGGUAGUAGGGAGCAUUAGUUUCCACAGAUCUAUUAAAUUUAAAUCUGUCAUAUAUUUCUUAAUUGCUUGUCACGCUAAAUAUGUUUUCUUUAUCAGUGUAUUUCUAUCUAAAUUAGGAUGUAUGUAGUAGCAAACUUUCUGGCAGGCAUUUAGAAGGGCCUGGUGUUUCCACUAUGUUUUGGAAGACCAAGCUUCUCUGGGCUGUGAGCAAAUGAUGCAAAAGAAUAUUUGCUAUCUGAGUGAUGCUGCUGACAAUCUUAUCCACCAAGAUCGCUGAUGCUCCUGCCACCUUUGCUUUGGGCUGAAAACCAGGAAUAAAAAAGGAUAACCAGUAAUUGCUAAGGAAGCAGUUAUUUUGAGUUGUUAUUCUGCCUUUCAGGGCAGGACAUUCAGCCCAAACGGGACCUGACUCGCUUUGUGAAAUGGCCUCGUUAUAUCCGACUUCAGCGCCAAAGAGCCAUCCUCUACAAAAGGCUGAAGGUGCCUCCAGCAGUUAACCAGUUCACUCAAGCAUUGGACCGUCAGACAGGUGAAGGCCGGCUCCUUUCCUUGGUUCUAAGGUGGGGUUGCAGAAGGAGGUGGGGUAGCUGCUGAGACUCCUUGAAUUGAAUGUGCACCCCAUGUUUUGGGAGCUUGCUGGAAAGAGACAAGUGUGAGAGAACUAGUUUUACACAGUGCUAUAGUAAGAAAGGGGUUUCCUUUGUGUGCAGAUGAUGCUAGCAAAAUAUUUGCUAUCUGAGCUUCCUUGAUGACUCCCAACCACCAAGAUCGCUGAUGCACAAAAGUCAUGUCCUUUAGGGAAGGGGGAUAAUGGGAACAUGGUGUUAGAGAGGCUUUCAUCUGAACGGUUCUAGUUGUCUUCCACAGCUACUCAGCUUCUGAAAUUGGCCCACAAAUACAGGCCUGAGACGAAGCAAGAGAAGAAGCAGAGGCUGUUGGCCCGUGCAGAGCAAAAGGCUGCAGGGAAAGGUGACGUCCCUACCAAGAGGCCUCCUGUGCUCAGAGCAGGUAACCUUCCUAUUUUAUAUUUGCACAUUUAAGCCUGGUUGAAUGAAAGCUUGGACAGCUGGCCAUAUUUAUUGUGUUAAUAUCCAAAAAGUUGAAGAUGGCAUAGAUGGUUCUCCCCCUCCUCAUUUUGGCCUUGCAAACAACCCUGUAGGGUAGGCUGGAUUGAAAUACAGUGACUGGCCCAAGGCUGCCCAGUGAGCUCCAUGCUUGCGUUGGGGUUUGAACCCUGGUUUCGCCCAGGUAACCCCUGCAUCACACUGGCUACCGCGAUGAUGUAUGAAUUUCUUCACCUGAACUGCAGACUGAAGAGCAAAACAUACGAGCUUUUUAACCCUGAGCGGUAGCAGGCCCUUCCUCUGCUAGUCCUUGACAUGGCUAGGAAAAGCUGGCAGCUUGGUGCUUUGUUAACACCACUUGAGCCACUGUGCUUUUCCACAGGCAGGGCGCUCUGGAUUUAUUUUUUUUACAUAGGAAAACAUAAACUUUUGUAGCACACUCUAGUAACUGGCUUUUUCUGCAGGUGUCAACACUGUUACAACUCUGGUGGAGAACAAGAAGGCGCAGCUGGUGGUGAUCGCACACGAUGUAGACCCCGUUGAGGUAAGGAGGUGCAAGAGUCGGCGUCUUGUGCCCAAAAGCUCAGAUUUAUGCUGCUAAAUGGUUUUUUAAAAAAUGAAUAGCAGCCAUUGCAUUCUUGUAGGCACGGGUGUUUUCUGCUGUUUCUUUCCUUAACUUCAACAAAAUGGUCACCCAUUCCUGCUCUAGAUAAUUCUUAAUGUUGCCAGGCCACUAUGGUGACUGUUGAAAUGUGCUUGGCUGUACAACUUACUUUGGAAAACAUCACUGGGUCCUGUUAACAAAUCUUCAAACUUGACUCUUUAUAGAGCAGGGUAUGGCUUUUGCAAUGAUGUUUGAAUUUCUUCACCUGACCCUUAUCUGUGAAGAGCAAAAUUACACGAGCUUUUUAACCCUGAGCAAUUGCCAGAGCCCUUGUUGUAAAGCAGGGAUGGGGAAAGCACUGGUGUUAGACUCCAGCUCCCAUCAUCCCUAACCACUGGGGCUGAUGGGAGUUAGGAGUCCAGUAAAGUCUGGAGAGCCACAGUUCCUCAUUCCUAUUGUAUAAAAAACCGAACCACCGCCAACUUUAAAGCAUUUCUUCUCCCCUCUCUGAUCCAGCUGGUAGUUUUCCUGCCUGCCUUGUGCAGAAAAAUGGGAGUGCCCUAUUGCAUCAUCAAAGGCAAGGCAAGGCUGGGUCGCCUUGUCCACCGAAAGACCUGUACCUGUGUUGCCUUCACUCAGGUUAAUCCGUAAGUAGCCCUGAAAACAUUUUUUGCCUAUUUUCUAACUCAAAUGAAGAAACCGAAGAGGCUGGUGUGGUUUGGGGCAGUUACACUUUUAACUGCAAGCUAAACAGCUGUUAAAGCUGCAGCCUUUCCUCCUUCCGCAUCUGGCCAUGGUAAAUUGAAUGUACACAACUGCUGAAGCUAAAUGAACUUUUAUGGGGCCUCUUAAGAGAACGUUGCCCUGAAAAGUGGCACUUAAAGCAGUAUUUCAAAUUGUAGUCUACUUGGAUAACUCAAACUCAAUUGCUGGCUUGUUGGAUCUGUCUUCUCCUUUGCAGCGAGGACAAGGGAGCUCUAGCUAAACUCGUGGAAGCUGUCAAGACCAACUACAAUGAGAGAUACGAUGAGGUAAGAUUGUGCCUAUAGGAUCUGUGGGUAUAUUGACUAAUUUGUCGGCUUUUGGAAAGUUCCCCCUUCCCUGGCAGUGGCAUGACCACUGUCCCGCUUGCUGAAAUCAGGGAUGGCUUGCUAGCAGCCUCCAAUAUGAAAAUUCAUUCCAGCCCUGUGUAGAGAAUUCCCUCAUAGUGUAGCAGAAAUAAUGUGAGUGAACAGCAGUAUCAUGUUGACGCACUGAGCUGGUAGCAUCUAAAAAUAUUUUGGGCAAGAUAACAGGAUUGAGAAUCUAUAAAUGCCCACAGGAGAAAAGAAAAGGACUUGAGCCACCAUUGGGUUACACAGCCUGUUACCAAUUUUCCAGGGUCUGUGUCUAUAGUACUACAAUGUUUGAAACUGUUACUACUUGUUAGAGCACAGCUGUAAUGUAGGAAGUGGAGUUGAUUUGAGUCUGUUCCAGUAGUAGUUUUUGCAUCUAAUUUGUAGCAGACACUCAGGUUAUUGCUGUGAAUGUUAAAUCCUCAAAUUGUACCAUUUAAUCUAAAUUUUAAUUGUAAGUUUUGUAAGUCAUUUUGACAUGUGUGCAAUCUUUUUUCCUUCCAGAUUCGUCGUCACUGGGGUGGCAAUCUUCUGGGGCCAAAGUCAGUGGCCCGCAUUGCUAAGCUUGAAAAAGCCAAGGCUAAAGAACUGGCCACUAAACUUGGAUAGAUGUAUCAGAUUUGCCUCAAGAAGUUAUUCCCAUAAAAAUAAAAUACUGCAAAAAAAAAAAAU
Podarcis lilfordi (Lilford's wall lizard) is the source of this 4873-nucleotide messenger RNA. The record is from the annotation of a GenBank genome assembly. Lineage: Eukaryota; Metazoa; Chordata; Lepidosauria; Squamata; Lacertidae.